UGGAAAGACGGACUGGAAAGGGUGUCGUACACCAACAUGGCGGCGCUCAUGGACACGAGAAUAUUGCUUCGAAAAAUUAAAGAUUUACGGUGCCUGACACCCCGACGGAAUCGCGUGAAAGCCAAAUGGGCUGGCUCUCAGCCCAAGUACCCUGCCACAAACCUGGCCCUACAGAACUUUGAUGCCACCUACAGCUUACAGCUGGGAGAGCAGUGGCCCUCUGUCCGCGUCAGCAUGCUUUGUGAGCAGAAGUACGGGGCCCUGGUAAACAAUUUCUCCACCACAGAAGGGGUCAUCGCAGACCUGCAGUCCCAGGGAUGUAGAGACUUUGUCUGCCAACCAGUUGGUGUAGGAGGUCUGGAGAGACUGCAGGCGCCUGGAUUUCCUCUCCACGAUAACCCUUCAACCCUCGAGUCUGUUGGUGUCAGUCAAGAUGUGGCUCCUCCUCACCUCCGCACCAAUAUCAAGUGCUUUGUUUUCCCCGGGGGAGACAUCUCCAGAUUCAAGCCUUCUAGACCCGACUUGUAUGGGAUGCUUGGGUACUACCUCAUGGAUGCGGCAUCCGUUUUGCCUGCCCUGGCCCUGGAUGUCCAGGAAGGACACUCUGUGCUGGACGUCUGUGCCGCCCCAGGGGGCAAGACCCUGGCCCUGCUCCAGACACAGGCCAUCCGAUUUCUGUGCGUCAAUGACAUCUCAGUGUCUCGUACCUACCGCCUCCAGCGGGUCCUCAACAGCUACGUUCCGAAAGAGCUUUUGACAGAAGAAAGAAUGCGCAUUACUUCCUUUGACGGCAGGAAAUGGGGAGAAAUCGAAAGGGACACCUUUGACAGAGUCCUUGUUGAUGUUCCCUGCACCACAGACAGACACUCUGUCAUGGAGGAUGAAAACAACAUUUUCAAGAGGGCCAGGACAAAGGAGAGACAGAGGCUGCCCCAGCUGCAGACAGAACUCCUCCUUGCUGGUAUUGAGGCGGUUCGUCCGGGGGGACAGGUGCUCUACUCCACCUGCUCCCUGUCCCAGCUGCAAAACGAGUAUGUGGUGGAGCGGGCCAUGCACCUGGCCCGGGAGGAACACGGCAUCAGCCUGCAAGUAGUCGACCUUCGACCCAUCACACGCCUCUUUAAGGACACCUUCCACUUCGCCCCCGACCUCCACUUGGGACAGCUGGUCCUUCCUCACCUCACCGCUAACUUUGGGCCUAUCUACAUGUGCAAGCUACGGAGGUUAAACUAGAACUGAUGGACAUGAAUUUAAUUCCCUUCACUACAACUUUAUUUAUCCCUUCAGGGGCAACCUGAUUUAAUCGGUCAUAACGUCUGACUUUUCGUAUUUAUGUAUUAAUGUGAAGCACCACAAAUAAAUAUGUUGAUUAAUGGACUAAAAAAAUUAUAACUGUUUCAACAUUCAAUUUUCAGUGGACUUAUACAUUUUUAUGCAGUGCUGCUUUUGGCCUCUAGUUGUCAGUAUUAGACAGUUAUACAAGUCGGUGCUCUCUUUGUAUCGAAAACAGAGGAGUCAAAGUUACUGGACCCAUGAGGAUAAACUCAAAAUAUUGCUCUGUCCAACUCUUAUAGAAUGGGUGAAAAGCAGAAAGUUUAUUUGGUUUUAGAGCAAUCAAAUAGAUUUUAUGAAGCCCUUUUUACAUCAGCAGUUGUCACAAAGUGCUUUACAAGAAACCCAGCCUUAAACCUCAAAGAGCAAGCAAUGACGUUGCGGAAGCACAGGGCUCCGAACCCUGUUCCUAGAGAGAUACCAUCCUGUAGGUUUUCUCUCCAACCCCAGUUUUAACUAACCUGAUUUAAUUUUAUCAACCAGCUGAUUAUUACAAUCAGGUGUGCUAGGUAAGGGUUUGACCGAACACCUAGAGGACGGUAUCUCUACAGGAACAG
This is a messenger RNA of Salvelinus namaycush (lake trout), 1889 nucleotides long. RefSeq names its product NOP2/Sun RNA methyltransferase 4 (gene nsun4). The record is from RefSeq and is a predicted model, not a curated record. Bases 37 to 1233 code for a protein of 398 amino acids. NCBI's taxonomy places the organism in Eukaryota, Metazoa, Chordata, Actinopteri, Salmoniformes, Salmonidae. Gene Ontology annotation, biological process: rRNA methylation. Gene Ontology annotation, cellular component: mitochondrial large ribosomal subunit. Gene Ontology annotation, molecular function: methyltransferase activity. The transcript is spliced from 6 exons.